AUGACACGCGCUCAGCAGACUGUCUCCAUCCUCCUCCUCGUCUCCUCCCUCUACCUCUCCCUCUACCUCGGCCUGGUCCCCCUGAACGAGACCGUCCAGACCGAGAUCAUUCCCGUGUUGCCCUUCUAUGCGCUCAUUGUUUUCGGCUGUUACCUCCUCGGCCGCCUCGGUGUCGCGAUCUUCACUUUCAACGACGUCCCCGAGGCUCACGCUGAGUUGCAGAAGGAGAUUGAAUUGGCCAAGGUUGAGCUGCGCAAGGGCAAUGUCGAGGUGGACUAA
Molecule: messenger RNA, 279 nt
Organism: Penicillium cataractarum
Lineage: Eukaryota; Fungi; Ascomycota; Eurotiomycetes; Eurotiales; Aspergillaceae
Product: dolichol-phosphate mannosyltransferase subunit 3
Exons: 3
Coding region: 1-279 (92 amino acids)
Biological process (GO): GPI anchor biosynthetic process
Cellular component (GO): dolichol-phosphate-mannose synthase complex; endoplasmic reticulum membrane
Source: RefSeq, a predicted model, not a curated record